AUGGCCAGACGACCCCCGCACCUCGCGCUCUUGCUCCUGCUGCUCGCUGCGGCUGCCGCCAAUGCCCUCCAUAUCUAUUUGGACGCUAACGAAAAGCGGUGCUUCCUCGAGGAGAUCCCUAGCGACACCGUCGUCGAAGGACAUUACAAGGCCCUCGAGUGGUCUGAACCAGAGCAAAAGUAUGUCGAGAACUCUGGUCUUGGAAUCCUUGUGGAAGUCGAUGAACUUGUUACCGGCCACAACGUUGUAAGGACGCGGGGGCCUCACGACAGCCGCUUCACCUUCACCUCACACGAAGCGGGGGAUCACGCUAUCUGCCUCUCCAGCACGCAAGGGACAUCCUGGACCCCCACCUCGCAUAUCCGCCUCUACCUCGACAUUGUCGUCGGAAGCACGAAGCCUGACCGCGAGCAAGACCGCUCACAUGUUACCGAGCUCUCUGCAAAGCUCCGUGAUCUGAAUCAGAAGCUCGAGGACAUCCGCCGGGAGCAGCAAUACCAGAGAGAGCGGGAGGCGAACUUCAGGGACCUCAGUGAACUCGCCAACUCGCGCGCGGUCUGGUACAGCAUAGCACAGAUUGUGGUGCUUGUCAUCACCUGUGCAUGGCAACUGAGACAUCUCAAGCGUUUCUUCGAGGACAGAAAGAUGUAAUGACUGCUGUCGUCAUAUGAUGUUUUCGAACAUGCUUUGGAUAUUUUGCGAGGUUUGCGAUCUCUAAGGGUUAAUCUAGCAAACAGCGACGUCGAGCCUCUGGACCGGCAGCCACGAGACGUACAGCGUAUUUAUCUGUAUAAGACUGCGACUUCCUUCGCACAUUCUGUCAAUUCUUCCACUUGCUUGUUCGUUUGGUGCUUAGAUCGCUUCUUACAGUUUCCUGCGGCUGUUCAAAC
Phanerochaete carnosa HHB-10118-sp is the source of this 890-nucleotide messenger RNA. RefSeq lists its product as uncharacterized. The record is from RefSeq and is a predicted model, not a curated record. The coding region runs from base 1 to 651 and encodes 216 amino acids. Gene Ontology annotation, biological process: intracellular protein transport; endoplasmic reticulum to Golgi vesicle-mediated transport; Golgi organization. The transcript is spliced from 4 exons. Gene Ontology annotation, cellular component: endoplasmic reticulum; Golgi apparatus; COPII-coated ER to Golgi transport vesicle. Lineage: Eukaryota; Fungi; Basidiomycota; Agaricomycetes; Polyporales; Phanerochaetaceae.